Messenger RNA from Cucumis melo (muskmelon), 1678 nucleotides. RefSeq names its product rRNA (cytosine-C(5))-methyltransferase NOP2C. NCBI's taxonomy places the organism in Eukaryota, Viridiplantae, Streptophyta, Magnoliopsida, Cucurbitales, Cucurbitaceae. Gene Ontology annotation, molecular function: methyltransferase activity. The record is from RefSeq and is a predicted model, not a curated record. The transcript is spliced from 9 exons. Gene Ontology annotation, biological process: RNA methylation. Bases 123 to 1304 code for a protein of 393 amino acids.
CCGGAAACGCGGUUUCAAAACUCACACUCCCAGUUCUACGAAUCGCCGCGACCGUUGUAAACCCUAGUUCAAGAUUCGAAUCCUCUCCACUUUCUUUCGGCUUUGGCUUAUAGUUCUAAUCUAUGGAGGAACCCUCUACAUCGCCGUUGCCGGCGGCGUUUCUUGAUUUUCUGAAGGAGAAUGGUCUGGACCCUUCCAUUUAUUCCGCUACUGAUUCGACUCCUCGUUAUGUCAGGUUGAAGCCUGGUUAUGAAGCCGAUGUGGAGGAGAUAGAGGACGAGAUCAAGUGCAAGCUCGAGAAAGUCAGUUGGCUGCCUGGAUUCUAUUCGCUUCCGCCUGAUGUGCAAAUUGCUGGCUCUCAUGCUUACAAAACAGGAAAGAUAUAUGGGAUAGAUGCAGCUUCCGGUGCUGCUGUAACUGCCUUGGACAUUUUACCGGGAAACCACGUUCUCGAUCUUUGUGCAGCUCCAGGGGCCAAACUUUGCAUGAUCGUAGACCUUCUUGAUGGUUUGGGUUCUGUAACCGGAGUAGAUGUUUCACAGCAUCGUUUAGCUGCCUGUAGAACAAUGCUGCAAAAAUAUGCUCUUGGUGAUAUUUGCCGACUUUUUGUUGCUGAUGGAGCAACGUUUUCUCUCAUUCCCGUGAAUGUUACUUCAGAGUCUAGAUUAGGUGAAUCUACCUUAGAAGAUAGUGUUGACAGAUUGAAGGAGUGGACCUCCAGAAAAUCUUGGAAGGAAAGGAAAAAAACAGCCAAAGCAAAACAAAAUGUUGCUGCGGAGUUAGUCCAGAGGCGUCAGGAUCCAGAACUCAUCUUUUAUGGGCUGAACUCUGGUGUGGUUGGGUUCACUAAGAGUGAAAUUUACCAAAGCCCUCCAGAAAAUGAGUUAUUGAGCUAUGGGUAUGAUAGGGUCCUAGUGGAUGCCGAGUGCACUCAUGAUGGCUCUAUAAAGCAUAUCCAGAAAUUUGAAAGUUGGGGUUGGACAUCUCUUCAGCGCAGAGUAUUGGACGCUGAGAGAACAGAUAAUUUGAGUGUACUUCAGUUAAGACUCCUUACCAAUGGUUUUAGGUUGCUCAAAUCUGGGGGGAUACUUGUCUACAGCACUUGCAGUCUUACCGUAGCUCAGAACGAGGAUGUGGUGGAACAGUUUCUCAAGGAUAAUGCUUCCGCAGAGCUGCGGGAGAUAGAAGCUGCCAGAAAUUGGCCAUGUAAGAGCGGAGGAAUACCAAAAACCUUACGCUUUGAUCCUUUGACAUCACAGACAAGUGGGCUUUUUGUAGCGAAAUUCUUGAAGAUAGCCGAAUAAAAAUCGAGAAUCACGUGGUUACAUCUCAUUCUGAUCUAAUUGGGGAUUUUGAUAAUUUAGUCAACUUUGCAUUACAGUGAUUGAGACGUGAAAAAGGUAUAUUUAUUACACUCAAUCAUUCAUCAAAGUAAAAAAAAAAAAAAAAAACGAGAUUAGGUCAAUUCGAAAGUUUAAGCUAAGCCAUCUCCUUUUUUUAAGGUUUAUUUUACAACGUUAACAACUAGAGUACGAGACCCUUUGUAUUUCGACUAUUAUUGCUUGUGGGUGGAUUUUUCUUUGGCUCUAUUCUGACCACCUUUGUUAUUUAUUUAUUUAUUAUUUUUAAUAGAGAUCGAUUGCAUGAAACUUUAUUUAAUUGAAAAAUACUUUGUCCA